Molecule: messenger RNA, 564 nt
Organism: Arabis nemorensis
Lineage: Eukaryota; Viridiplantae; Streptophyta; Magnoliopsida; Brassicales; Brassicaceae
Source: the annotation of a GenBank genome assembly
AUGCUGCGUAAGUGUCCAAGAUUCUCAUGUGAGGUCUCUGCUCUGAACGAGGCUGUCUCCGGAAGUGUCAAAUCAGUCUUCAAAGCUUGGGAACAGCGACUACACUCUUCUGGGGAGCAUUUGGAGAGCAAUGACGGAGACCCUGAAUUGCUUGUCUUUGUACCAUUCACAUCAGAUGUCAAGAUCAAGAGCAUAUCAGUUGUUGGUGGUCCUGAUGGAACAAGUCCUUCUAAGUUGAGAGUGUUCAUCAAUCGUGAAGGGAUUGAUUUCUCAGAUGCUGAAAGCAUGCAAGCCGUUCAGGAAUGGGAGUUAGCCGAAAAUUUGCAAGGAGUCUUAGAAUACCAGACCAGGUAUUCAAAAUUCCAGAGUGUUGGGAACAUCACACUGCAUUUCCCUGACAGCUUUGGGGGUGACACAACCCAAAUACGUUAUAUCGGGUUCAAAGGUGAAGCAACCCAGUUGAAAAGGGAUGUUGUUGCGACAAUCGUGUAUGAGAUUAGACCAAAUCCUUCAGAUCACAAGACACGAGCUGAGACGGGUGGAGGUUUUUCACAAGUUGAGUGA